This is a messenger RNA of Ylistrum balloti, 1764 nucleotides long. RefSeq lists its product as uncharacterized. The transcript has 2 exons. The record is from RefSeq and is a predicted model, not a curated record. Lineage: Eukaryota; Metazoa; Mollusca; Bivalvia; Pectinida; Pectinidae. Bases 1 to 1764 code for a protein of 587 amino acids.
AUGCCAGUCCCCGCACUGAUUGAGAAUUCUAAUCACCGUUCCACUAUCUACUCUCUCCGCAGCGGCCCAACCACCAUCACUAACGUAUCUCUUAUCCCAAAGCCAGUCCUAUCUCCGCACCUUAUCCCGUACCUAUUCCGAGAAUGGAAUGACUCUCAUACGACACGGAACCGAACGUGUACAACUGUUCCAAAAUCUGCACCAAACCUUACGCAUACAAAGAGCCUUGAGACGACACUGAACCUAACGGGUACAACUGUUCUUGAGACGCCACCGAACCUAACGGGUACAACUGUUCUUGAGACGACACCGAACCUAACGGGUACAACUGUUAUUGAGACGACACUGAACCUAACGGGUACAACUGUUCUUGAGACGCCACCGAACCUAACGGGUACAACUGUUCUUGAGACGACACCGAACCUAACGGGUACAACUGUUCUUGAGACGACACCGAACCUAACGGGUACAACCGUUCUUGAGACGCCACCGAACCUAACGGGUACAACCGUUCUUGAGACGCCACCGAACCUAACGGGUACAACCGUUCUUGAGACGCCACCGAACCUAACGAGUACAACCGUUCUUGAGACGCCACCGAACCUAACGGGUACAACUGUUCUUGAGACGACACCGAACCUAACGGGUACAACCGUUCUUGAGACGACACUGAACCUAACGGGUACAACUGUUCCAAAAUCUGCACCAAACCUUACGCAUACAAAGAGCCUUGAGACGACACUGAACCUAACGGGUACAACUGUUCUUGAGACGCCACCGAACCUAACGGGUACAACUGUUCUUGAGACGCCACCGAACCUAACGGGUACAACUGUUCUUGAGACGACACCGAACCUAACGGGUACAACCGUUCUUGAGACGCCACCGAACCUUACGGGUACAACUGUUCUUGAGACGACACUGAACCUAACGGGUACAACUGUUCUUGAGAUGACACCGAACCUAACGGGUACAACUGUUCUUGAGACGACACCGAACCUAACGGGUACAACUGUUCUUGAGACGCCACCGAACCUAACGGGUACAACUGUUCUUGAGACGACACCGAACCUAACGGGUACAACCGUUCUUGAGACGCCACCGAACCUUACGGGUACAACUGUUCUUGAGACGACACUGAACCUAACGGGUACAACUGUUCUUGAGAUGACACCGAACCUAACGGGUACAACUGUUCUUGAGACGACACUGAACCUAACGGGUACAACCGUUCUUGAGACGACACUGAACCUAACGGGUACAACUGUUCCAAAAUCUGCACCAAACCUUACGCAUACAAAGAGCCUUGAGACGACACUGAACCUAACGGGUACAACUGUUCUUGAGACGACACCGAACCUAACGGGUACAACUGUUCUUGAGACGCCACCGAACCUAACGGGUACAAACGUUCUUGAGACGCCACCGAACCUUACGGGUACAACUGUUCUUGAGACGAAACCGAACCUAUCGGGUACAACUGUUCUUGAGACGACACUGAACCUAACGGGUACAACUGUUCUUGAGACGACACCGAACCUAACGGGUACAACUGUUCUUGAGACGACACCGAACCUAACGGGUACAACUGUUCUUGAGACGACACUGAACCUAACGGGUACAACUGUUCUUGAGACGCCACCGAACGUAACGGGUACAACCGUUCUUGAGACGCCACCGAACCUAACGGCAAAAUCCAGUAUGAUAUUGAUAUAUGUUUCACGAGUUACUUCUUCUCAUCCCAAAUACGAUACAAAACUUUAA